Prorocentrum cordatum is the source of this 1551-nucleotide messenger RNA. NCBI's taxonomy places the organism in Eukaryota, Dinophyceae, Prorocentrales, Prorocentraceae. The record is from the annotation of a GenBank genome assembly.
AUGACACAUCGCACAGACAUUCCCUUCACGCGCGCGGCGGCCGCGCUCUGGCUGCUGACGCUGUACUCCCCUCUGACGCUGGGCAUCGGCUUCAAGCCGGAGCUCAAGCUUGAGCUGCAGACCGAGCUCGGCCCAAAGACCGCCGGCGCCCACAGUCGUGAGGCGGCCCACAGCACCAGGUUGAUGUCGGCCCAGGCACUGCAGUACUUCCGCGGGAUCGAGAACGCGUCGUCGAAGAGCCCCCUGCUCCUCAUGACCCUGAAGUCGAGCGAGGUCGUCUCGAUCGGCGGGGACUUCAUGCCAUCGGAAGAAUUCCAGAGCUCUGGCGGGGAGCAGAGGCAGAGGCAGGGCCAGGGCGCAGGUCUGCCCUGGGGCAUCGGCUCGCCCCAGACAGGGAGCAGCUAUCCGGUCUUCCAGUACUCGGGCAUGCCGACGCUGGACUUUCCCAAGUCAGGCAUCGAGUACAGCCUGGAGGCCGGGGGCAACCUCCAGUCCUUCAGCAGCGCCCGGCAGGACGUCAAGAUCCUCACGCAGGUGCUCGAGAACAUCACCAACGGCUUCUACCUAGACACCAACGGCGGGGAUGGUGAGAGGCCGAGCAACACGCUACUGCUUGAGCUCACUGGCUGGCGCGGCCUCAUCACGGAGCCUAUGUUGUACACCUAUGCCAGCUUGUGGGGCAAGAUGAGAAAGGCGUGGAUAUUUCUCGGGUGCAUGUCUCCACACGAAAACGCCACGAAGAUCGGCUUCGAUUGGUACGGCAACAUCGACGAGAACAGCGGCCACCGGAUCCACGCCUACCCCAUCAACAGCUUCCUGGCCGAAAUGGGAGGACUCUCGACGGUUGAUUUCUGGAACCUGAAGACUGGUAAUUAUGAGGCGGAGGUCCUCAAUGAAACUCUGCUUCAUUCAGGAAGCAACAUUGAGUUCGGUGUCGUCCUCGUUAGUUAUGACGGUCGUGGUUCUGGCCUUGGCGACUCGUCGUGGGUUCAGCCCAGGACCAAAGCCGACACCACGGACGAAAUCUGGGCGAUCUUCCAGAGCGCAGGCUUUAAUUAUAUUGGUGGACUGGACGCGUAUUUGAACGACGACCCCACGCCGAGUUACGAGUACCGCGACCAUGUGUUCGUCAACCCUGCUUAUUUCACCGCGCGCAACAUCCCCGUUCCCGGAACUGUCAAGGCGGCUCCCCCGCCACGGUUGGCGGUGAUCCCCAGCAACGCCAGGAGCUGGCAGUCGUUCUGGCACACCUGGGACGAGGGCCUCACUCACGACCAGGAGGUCGAGGUGCUCGUCAACUACAUAUCCAGGGCGCGGGCGGCCGCUGCUCCCACCGAGGGGGCGGCCAAGGCGCAUCGCGUGGACCCGGUUCACCGUGGCCUUCAGGAGGGGGGAGAGCCUGUACAACCCGAUCCCGAGCUACAACCCCACCCGCCCGCCGCCGGCCUAGGCCUGGGCGGCAGAGGCCAGAGGCCCGAGGCCCGCCCUCUGGCGCACCCCGCUCGGAGCGUGGGGUCGGCGGGACUGACGGCGGAGGCGGCGGAGGUCUGA